UUCACAUUCACUUUCUCCAACGGUUACCGCUAACAUCAGUGGAGCAAUCGCACUGCGAUGGCGGUGGAGGCGAUUUCUCCUGACUGGGAAUUCGAUCGAUUUGAUGAUGGGUCUACGAAGAUCCAUACGGAGGUGCAGCAGAAGAACUAUGGGAAGUUUCUGGAGGAGUACACCUCUCAGCUGAAAGGCAUUGAGGACGCUCUCGACGACUCCAUAGGAGACGUGUGGGACUUCACCCUGGACCCCAUAGCCCUGAAGCUUCUCCCAUAUGAACAGUCCUCGUUGUUGGAACUGAUUAAAACUGACAACAAGGUUCUGAACAAAGUCAUUACAGUGUAUGCAGCCCUCUGCAGUGAGGUUAAAAAGCUGAAGUAUGAGGGUGAAAUCAAGUUUUACAAUGGCUUGCUGUACUAUGGUGAAGGAGUGUCAGACAGCUGUGUGGUUGAAGGAGAGUCACAGGUUCAGAUGGGCCGGUUCAUCUCCUUCUUUCAGGAGCUGUCCUGUUUUGUGUCGCGGUGCUUUGAGGUGGUGGUCAACGUUGUCCAUCAGCUGGCGGCGCUCUACAACAGCAACAAGGGAGUCACAAAAAUCAUUGAGUCGUCAGGAGUUCAUUUUCAGACAGUGUAUGAGCACCUGGGGGAGCUGUUGGUGGUUCUGCUCACUCUGGAUGAGAUCAUGGAGAAUCACGGCACCCUGAAAGACCACUGGAAGAUGUACAAGAGGUUACUGAAGUCAGUGCAUCAUAACCCUGGGAAGUUUGGCAUCCCAGAGGAGAAGCUGAAGCCGUUUGAGAAGCUGCUUUUUAAGCUAGAGGGACAGCUGCUGGACGGCAUGAUAUUCCAGGCGUGUGUGGAGCAGAGGUUUGACGACCCAGGAGAGGGAGUGUCUGUCUCUAAAAACAGUGCCUUCGCUGAGGAGUUUGCCCUCAACAUCCGCACCAUAUUCACCAACGUGGAGUCAAAGAUCGGUGAGCCCUCAGAGAUAGACCAGAGGGAUAAGUAUGCUGGGGUCUGUGGACUUUACGUUCUUCACUUUCACAUCUUCAGAACUGUCGACAAGAAGCUCUACAAAGCCCUGCUAGACAUCUGCAAAAAGGUGCCUGCAGUGACUCUGACGUCUAACAUCAUCUGGUUCCCUGACACCUUCCUCAUGGCCAAGGUCCCGGCUGCAGCCAAGCUUAUGGACAAGAAGAGUGUUCAGAGCGUUAGAGCACAGAGAGACGCAUAUCUGCAGCAGAGAGCACAGACUCUCACCAAGGAUGUUCAGUCUUACUAUGUGUUUGUGACGUCCUGGAUGAUGAAAAUGGAGGCCAUCUCGUCGAAGGAGCAGCGCAACGACAAGCUGUCAGAGGACCUUAGUAGCAGAUGUAACGUCUUUGUGCAGGGUAUCCUGUAUGCCUACAGUAUCGGCACCAUCAUUAAGACUACCAUGAACCUGUACAUGUCCAUGCAGAGACCCAUGACCAAGGCCUCCGUCAAAGCCCUCUGUAGACUGGUCGAGCUGCUCAAGGCAGUGGAGCACACGUUCCACAGGCGGUCCAUGGUGGUGGCUGACUCCGUCUCCCACAUAACCCAGCACCUGCAGUCCCAGGCCCUCAACUCCAUUGGCACCGCUAAGAAAAGGGUGAUCUCUGACAAGAAGUAUAGCGAGCAGCGACUGGAUGUGCUGUCAUCUCUGGUGAUGGCAGAGAACGCUCUCAAUGGGCCCAGCACUAAAGAGCGCCGCCUAGUGGUCUCUCUGGCGCUCAGUGUGGGAACACAGAUGAAAACCUUCAAAGACGAGGAGCUGCUCCCGCUGCAGUUGGUGCUAAAGAAGCUGGACCUGAUCAGUGAGCUCAAGGAGAGGGUGAAGGUCCAGUGUGACUGUAGUUUCCUGUACUGGCACAGAGCUGUAUUUCCCAUCUACCUGGAUGAUGUGUAUGACCACGCUGUCGAUGCUGCACGGAUACACUACAUGUUCAGCGCCCUGAGGGACAGCGUACCCACCAUGCUUCACGCCAAACACAUGGAGUCAUGUGACCAGCUACUGGAGAGCUACGACACAGAGAUCAUGGAGGUGUUCAAUGAGCAUCUGUUGGACAAGCUGUGUAAAGAGAUAGAGAAGGACCUGCGUCUGUCUGUCCACACACACCUGAAGCUGGACGACAGGAACCCCUUCAAGGUGGGCAUGAAGGACUUGGCCCACUUCUUCUACCUCAAACCCAUCCGCUUCUUCAAUCGCUUCAUACACAUUAAAGCCUAUGUGACUCACUACCUGGAUAAGACGUUCUAUAACCUAACCACAGUGGCUCUGCAUGACUGGGCCACCUACAGCGAGAUGAGGAACCUGGCAACACAGCGCUACGGACUCAUGAUGACAGAGGCACAUCUACCCAGCCAGACCCUUGAACAGGGACUGGAUGUGUUGGAGAUCAUGAGGAACAUCCAUGUGUUUGUAUCCCGCUAUCUCUACAACCUCAACAACCAGAUCUUCAUUGAGAAGACGAGCAACAACAAGCACCUAAACACCAUCAACAUCCGCCACAUCGCCAACUCCAUCCGCACACACGGCACAGGCAUCAUGAACACCACGGUCAACUUCACCUACCAGUUUCUGAGGAAGAAGUUCUACAUCUUCAGUCAGUUCAUGUACGACGAGCACAUAAAGUCCAGACUCAUCAAAGACAUCCGCUUCUUCAGGGAGACCAAAGACCAGUCAGACCAGAAGUACCCGUUUGAGAGGGCAGAGAAGUUUAACCGUGGCAUCAGGAAGCUUGGCAUCACCCCAGAUGGGCAGAGUUACCUGGACCAGUUUAGACAGCUGAUUAGCCAGAUCGGUAAUGCCAUGGGCUACGUGCGCAUGAUCCGCUCUGGAGGACUUCACUGUUGCAGCAGCGCCAUCAGGUUUGUCCCUGACCUGGAGGAUAUAGUGAACUUUGAGGAGCUGGUGAAGGAGGAGGGGCUUUCAGAGGAGACCCAGAAAGCUGCCAGCCUGCUGGACUCUGUGCUGGGGGAUCUGACCAGUAACUCUGCCGAGGGGACAGAGUACUUCAAGAUGCUGGUGGGAGUGUUCGCCCCCGAGUUCCGCAGCAUCAAGAACAUGCACCUGAGAAACUUCUACAUGAUCGUACCUCCUCUGACGGUGAAUUUUGUGGAGCACUCCAUUGGCUGCAAGGAGAAACUCAACAAGAAGAACAAAGGAGGGGCAGCCUUCACAGAUGAUGGCUUUGCCAUGGGUGUGGCCUACAUCCUUAAGCUGCUGGACCAGUACUUGGAGUUUGACUCCCUCCACUGGUUCCAGGCAGUCAGGGAGAAGUACAUGAAGGAGAUGAGUGCUGUGGUGAAGGAGCAGAAUGUCCAGGCCACCAGUCAGGAUGAGAAGCUCCUGCAGACAAUGAACCUCACCCAGAAGAGACUAGACAUCUACCUGCAGGAGUUUGAACUGCUACACUUCUCCUUGAGCAGCGCUCGGAUCUUCUUCAGAGCUGACAAGACGGCCGCCGAGGAGACCCAGGAGAGGAAGGACAGAGGUCAGGGGUCAUGAGGGUGGGCAGAAGCGGCUGCCAAAGCAGUGCCCACAUGUACAGAUGGCUCUGAACUACUAAGGGACUGAUAAGGGACACACAUGAGUUCAUUAGGUCAUAGUUCAAAUAUCAGUUCUGGGACUAAUCUGGAUGACAGGGGUACUCUACUGGAGGAGGACAAGGUGGGGGGAAACGGGGCAGAAGACUACUGUCAUGUCCUGUGACACGAGGGAAAGUUGAAGACUGGAGUGUGUUCUUAGAGACAUGGAAGCCCCCCUUAGCAGAAAACAGGACAAUGGUGUAGAAAAUUCCAUUCUUUGCCCCUGAACUGCUGGUCCUUUUAAGCUUUGGAUUGGUCCUGGGAGGCUCUGGUGAUAGAGGGUUCAAGUAAUGAUUUGCUUCAUGUAAUUCUGGUCCCAUGUCUGCGAAGCAUCUCAUGAUUAUGCCCCCAUGGAGGUGUCUCAUCGUUAAUAAAAUGUAAUCUCUUUCUCAAAUGCUCAAACACUCGCUCUUUCUCUCUUUUGUCGAUCUCUUUCUCUGUAUGUAUGGAUUAGCUACUUUGUGGUGUUAACUGGACUGCUUAUCAUUUAUUUUGGGGGAAUGAGUAGUUAAUGUCAGGCAAAAUGUUAUUUCUUUUCUGUGGCAACAUUUUAAUUGGUUGUAAUAAAUAAUGAGACAGAGGUGUGUCUUCAGACUCUUUUAAUCAGCCUGAAUAGACUAGAUGUCAAGUGGCAUAAUAUGCCAGAGAUUAUUUUGAUAUGAUAAUCAGCAGCUCUGUAAUUAAUGACCCUGAUAUCAGGGAGAUGAUGAUGGAAUCAAUUACAUUGAUGGAUUUGUAUGUGUGUGUACAUGUUACUUUCCACUUUUUGUCCUUAGACAUAAUGCUGAAGCUCACAUCUAAAUCCUAACAUGUCUGCUUCCUCUUCUGCAGGGCUGACAUCGUAGCCUUUGUCCGUAUAAUGUUGAGCAUCACAAUGAAUGAACACACAGGAUAAUCGGAUGUUCUUGCAGAAGAGAAGAGUGAUUUGUUGUGGUAGUUGUAUUCUCUGUAAUGUCUCCAUAGAAUAUUAUGACGUGUGUGCAUCACAUUUGACUUCAUGAAUGUUUUCAAAGACAGACAUGACUUGGUAGACAUUUUAUGUUUAUAUGAAAUUCUAUUGGAUUUCACUCCUUGCCAUUGUGAUUUUCUUUAAGUUCAGGCCAGGGUGCCUUUUUGAUUGUUCAAUGAUGACUGAUAUUGUGUUUGUUUCUAUACAUAAAAUACUGGUUGAGAAGAUACUUCAUAACUACAAUGAAGAGUAGAAAAAAUACCAACUCCCUUUACUAUUUGAUUUACAGUCCAUUUAGAGCUUUUCUCAAUGUCAUUUUAUGACGCAAAGCACUUAAUCUUUUAUGUUCAAAUCAAUAUUUUCCUUUAAACACAAAGGUUUCCUGUAUCAUCAUAAAGAUCUAUGUUUCCUUGUUGCAUGCUGUCAUGUUAGUAAAGGACUUGUUUUAUUGUC
Messenger RNA from Oncorhynchus masou masou (cherry salmon), 5004 nucleotides. RefSeq names its product WASH complex subunit 4 (gene washc4). The coding region runs from base 58 to 3522 and encodes 1154 amino acids. The transcript has 30 exons. NCBI's taxonomy places the organism in Eukaryota, Metazoa, Chordata, Actinopteri, Salmoniformes, Salmonidae. The record is from RefSeq and is a predicted model, not a curated record. Gene Ontology annotation, cellular component: WASH complex; endosome. Gene Ontology annotation, biological process: endosomal transport; endosome organization.